Emys orbicularis (European pond turtle) is the source of this 495-nucleotide messenger RNA. It is a transcript of the gene CFAP97D1, whose product is annotated as CFAP97 domain containing 1. The transcript is spliced from 5 exons. Gene Ontology annotation, biological process: sperm axoneme assembly. NCBI's taxonomy places the organism in Eukaryota, Metazoa, Chordata, Testudines, Emydidae. The record is from RefSeq and is a predicted model, not a curated record. Bases 1 to 495 code for a protein of 164 amino acids.
AUGAGCAGUUUAGAGUACUUAGCAUAUCCAGUGAUUGUUGCCAAUCACAGGCAGAGUACCACCAUGAAGAAAAAACUGGACAUUGGUGACUACCUCUCUCACAAGAACAAACUAGAACUCGCAAGACCUCGUGUUGAUAAUAAACCCCCACGUGCACAAACUCACCAUCACUUUAAAAUGAGCAAGAUUCAGGAGGACCAGAAGAGAAUUGGUAGAAUCGAAAGAGAAAACAAGCAGCUGGCAGAGAGGUUAGCUACCAUUCAGCGUGGGACAGGGAUGGUGGAUUGCUGGAAUGAAUACUUUCAGAGGAGCUCAAAUAGGGAGAAGCAGAACAGGGAGAUGGUGAGGAUCACUGUUGAAAAUCAGGGGAUUCUGAAGCGACUUGGUGACCCUAAACCUACAUAUGAUCGUAGGAAGUCUGAGAUUGAUUGGCAGAAUUCACGGCACUAUAUCCGGAAUACCACGCGGUAUCUCAUUGCUUCUCGGGAUAGCUAG